UCCCCUCCCCUUGCUCAUUUCGCACGACGCAGCGGUUGGGAACACAGACAUUUUCGGAGCUGGAGCCGCCACUGCCGCCGCCAUUUUGUGUCUGUGGAGAAAGAAGCUUCUGUGGCGGCUGGAAGUGGACGGAGAUCACCCUUGAGACGGCGGCGUUUCAUACCCGAGGUUCCCCCUGUGUCGUCCCCUAACCCCCCUCCGCGGUCAGCAUGUGGUGAAGCCGGAGCCGCGAGAGACCCGGGGAGAGGAAGAGGAGUCGGAAGGGAGGCGGGGUAUCGAGAGCGGCUUCAGCUUCAGCUGCGGCGGACCUCGGAGGGGGGCCGCGGCGCAAUGUCAGAGCAGACGCCGGCCGAGGCCGGUACUGCGGGGGCCCGGGAGGACGCCUGUCGGGAUUAUCAAUCAUCACUCGAAGACCUGACCUUCAAUAGCAAACCGCACAUCAAUAUGCUGACCAUUCUAGCCGAGGAGAACCUGCCCUUCGCCAAGGAGAUCGUCUCUCUCAUCGAGGCCCAAACCGCCAAGGCUCCUUCCUCAGAGAAGCUUCCUGUUAUGUACCUUAUGGAUUCUAUCGUGAAAAACGUUGGAAGAGAGUAUCUCACUGCCUUUACUAAAAAUCUAGUUGCAACAUUUAUUUGUGUGUUUGAAAAGGUGGAUGAAAAUACUAGAAAAAGUUUAUUUAAAUUACGUUCCACAUGGGAUGAAAUAUUCCCUUUGAAGAAACUUUAUGCCCUGGAUGUCAGAGUCAAUUCAUUAGAUCCUGCUUGGCCUAUUAAACCUCUGCCCCCCAAUGUGAAUACAUCUAGCAUCCAUGUGAAUCCUAAAUUUUUAAAUAAAUCGCCCGAAGAGCCUUCAACACCUGGCACAGUGGUCAGUUCCCCUAGCAUCUCCACUCCUCCAAUUGUUCCUGAUAUACAGAAGAAUCUUACUCAAGAACAACUAAUAAGGCAGCAGUUACUGGCAAAACAAAAACAGUUGUUAGAACUUCAGCAGAAAAAGCUGGAGCUUGAGCUAGAGCAAGCUAAAGCACAACUGGCAGUUUCUCUUAGCGUUCAGCAGGAGACAUCCAACUUAGGUCCUGGAUCUGCACCAUCCAAAUUACAUGUUCCACAAAUUCCCCCUUUGGCUGUUAAACCUCCCCAUCAAGUUCCUGUGCAACCAGAGAAAAGCCGUCCAGGUCCAUCCUUACAAAUUCAGGAUUUGAAAGGAACUAAUCGGGAUCCCCGUCUUAAUAGGAUGAGUCAACAUUCUUCGCAUGGAAAAGAUCAGAGUCACAGGAAAGAAUUCCUAAUGAACACAUUGAACCAAUCUGAUAUUAAGACAAGUAAAACUGUACCCUCUGAAAAACUAAAUUCAUCCAAGCAAGAGAAAAGCAAAUCAGGUGAAAAAAUAACCAAGAAAGAACUUGACCAAUUAGAUUCUAAAUCUAAAUCUAAAUCUAAAUCACCAUCACCUUUGAAAAACAAAUUAUCCCACACAAAAGACUUGAAAAAUCAAGAAUCCGAAAGUGCAAGGGUGUCGGAUAUGAGCAAGAGAGAUCCUAGGUUAAAAAAACAUCUUCAGGAUAAGACUGAUAGCAAAGAUGAUGAUGUAAAAGACAAGAGAAAAACUGCAGAAAAAAAGGACAAAGAUGAGCACAUGAAAUCAUCUGAACACCGACUCGUUGGAAGUCGAAAUAAAAUCAUCAAUGGCAUCGUACAAAAGCAGGAUACAAUAACGGAAGAAUCAGAAAAACAAGGGACAAAACCAGGGAGAUCAAGUACUAGAAAGCGGUCAAGAUCGCGAUCACCCAAGUCUCGAUCACCAAUUAUACAUUCUCCAAAGAGAAGAGAUAGGCGGUCACCCAAACGAAGGCAGAGGAGUAUGUCUCCAAGUUCCACACCCAAAGCUGGAAAGAUUCGCCAAUCAGGAGUUAAGCAAUCACAUAUGGAAGAGUUUACGCUACCUUCCAGGGAAGAGCGAAAUGCUAAAAGGAGUAAUAAACAAGAUAUUCGAGAUCCGAGGCGAAUAAAAAAGACUGAAGAGGAACGACCACAAGAAGCUGCGAAUCAGCAUUCUACAAAAUCCGGCACUGAACCAAAGGAGAAUAUAGAAAAUUGGCAAAGUUCCAAGUCUACCAAAAGAUGGAAAUCUGGUUGGGAAGAAAAUAAAAGCUUACAACAGGGUGAUGAACAUAGUAAAUCUCCUCAUCUAAGGCAUAGGGAGAGCUGGUCAAGCACUAAAGGAAUCUUGUCACCUCGAACCCCAAAGCAGCAGCAUCGAUUAAGUGUAGAUGCCAAUCUUCAGAUUCCUAAAGAGUUAACUCUUGCAAGCAAAAGAGAAUUACUUCAAAAGACGAGUGAACGUUUAGCAUCUGGUGAAAUUACACAGGAUGAGUUCCUUGUUGUUGUGCAUCAAAUUCGACAGCUAUUUCAGUAUCAAGAAGGUAAACAUAGAUGCAAUGUACGGGAUAGUCCUACAGAAGAAAAUAAAGGUGGAUUAAAAAAGAAACCUCUCUUAUCUGAUGCUGAAUUAACCUACUAUGAACAUAAAGCAAAACUGAAAAGGACACAGGUUCAGCAUUCAUUUCCAAGACUUGAUCUCUUAGAUCCUGAUAUUUUUGACUACCCUUUGACCGAUGCCUUGUUGUCUGGAAUAGAAUGUGAGCCAUCCAAAAGUAAACAUGCAAGUAGGAAUAGUGGAGCACAGUUUGACAGAAAAGAACAAUUUAGUGAAAGAGCAAGACGUCUUUCUCCUAUAUCUGGGAGUCGUACUUAUGCUGAGAAUCUUUCACCCCAUGAGGGCCGGAGAAGACAUGACGAGCAAGUCUCUGCUAAAGGUGUACGAGAAGAGCAGAGGUCACCAUUCAAUGAUCGUUUUCCACUUAAGCGACCUAGAUACGAAGAUUCAGAUAAACCAUUUGUAGAUAGCCCAGCAUCAAGAUUUGCCGGCCUCGAUACAAAUCAGCGACUUACAGCUUUAGCUGAAGACAGACCAUUAUUUGAUGGACCUAGUAGGCCAUCAGUAACAAGAGAUGGCCCAACCAAGAUGAUUUUUGAAGGACCUAAUAAAUUAAGCCCUAGAAUUGAUGGACCUCCUACACCAGGUUCUCUUCGGUUUGAUGGGUCACCAGGACAAAUGGGGGGAGGUGGCCCUUUGAGAUUUGAAGGACCACAAGGUCAGCUAGGAGGUGGGUGUCCUUUGAGAUUUGAAGGUCCUCCAGGACCAGUAGGGACGCCUCUGCGGUUUGAGGGGCCGAUUGGUCAGGCAGGAGGAGGAGGUUUUCGGUUUGAAGGUUCACCUGGUCUGAGGUUUGAGGGAUCUGCAGGUGGUUUGCGAUUUGAGGGACCAGGGGGCCAGCCUGUGGGUGGUCUCAGGUUUGAGGGACAUCGGGGUCAACCUGUGGGUGGUCUACGGUUUGAGGGACCUCAUGGUCAGCCUGUGGGUGGACUUAGAUUUGAUAAUCCCCGAGGUCAGCCUGUAGGUGGACUUAGAUUUGAAGGGGGUCAUGGUCCAUCAGGGGCUGCAAUUAGGUUUGAUGGACCUCAUGGUCAGCCAGCAGGUGGGAUCAGAUUUGAGGGCCCUUUGCUACAGCAGGGAGUUGGAAUGAGGUUUGAGGGUCCCCAUGGUCAGUCAGUAGCUGGUUUGAGGUUUGAAGGACAACAUAAUCAACUUGGUGGGAACCUUAGGUUUGAGGGUCCACAUGGUCAGCCAGGGGUUGGGAUCAGGUUUGAAGGACCGUUAGUCCAACAAGGAGGUGGAAUGAGGUUUGAGGGUCCUUCUGUACCAGGAGGUGGCCUGAGAAUUGAAGGGCCUCUAGGUCAAGGUGGUCCAAGAUUUGAAGGUUGUCAUGCUUUAAGGUUUGAUGGGCAGCCAGGUCAGCCAUCACUCUUGCCAAGAUUUGAUGGAUUACAUGGGCAGCCAGGUCCUAGAUUUGAAAGAACUGGUCAGCCAGGCCCACAGAGAUUUGAUGGACCACCUGGACAGCAGGUUCAACCAAGAUUUGAUGGUGUACCUCAAAGAUUUGAUGGCCCACAACACCAGCAAGCAUCAAGGUUUGAUAUUCCUCUUGGUCUUCAAAGCACACGAUUUGACAAUCAUCCUUCACAAAGGCUUGAAUCAGUAUCUUUCAAUCAGUCUGGUCCAUAUAAUGAUCCACCUGGCAAUGCUUUUAAUGCCCCAUCCCAAGGACUACAGUUCCAAAGACAUGAACAAAUGUUUGAUUCACCUCAAGGACCAAAUUUUAAUGGACCACAUGGCCCUGGAAACCAGAGUUUCUCGAAUCCCCUUAACAGAGCUUCUGGACACUAUUUUGAUGAAAAGAAUCUCCAGAGUUCCCAAUUUGGAAACUUUGGCAAUUUACCUGCUCCAAUAACAGUAGGAAAUAUUCAGGCGUCUCAACAGGUUCUUACUGGUGUUGCUCAGCCAGUAGCAUUUGGCCAAGGACAACAAUUUUUACCAGUUCAUCCACAAAAUCCUGGAGCAUUUGUUCAGAAUCCUUCAGGAGCCCUUCCAAAGGCAUAUCCUGAUAAUCAUCUCAGUCAGGUGGAUGUAAAUGAAUUAUUUUCAAAACUGCUAAAAACAGGAAUUCUCAAAUUGUCCCAGCCUGAUUCAGCUACAACACAAGUAAAUGAAGUUGCUGCUCAGCCUGCCCCUGAAGAGGAGGAAGAUCAAAAUGAAGAUCAAGAUGUUCCAGAUCUUACCAAUUUUACAAUUGAAGAACUGAAACAACGUUAUGAUAGCGUUAUAAAUCGACUGUACACUGGUAUUCAGUGUUACUCUUGUGGAAUGAGGUUUACAACAUCACAGACAGAUGUAUAUGCAGACCACUUGGACUGGCAUUAUCGGCAAAACAGAACUGAAAAAGAUGUUAGCAGAAAAGUCACUCAUAGACGUUGGUACUACAGUUUAACAGACUGGAUAGAAUUUGAGGAAAUAGCUGAUUUGGAAGAACGUGCAAAGAGCCAGUUUUUUGAAAAGGUGCAUGAAGAAGUUGUGCUCAAAACUCAGGAGGCUGCAAAAGAAAAGGAGUUCCAAAGUGUACCUGCUGGACCAGCUGGAGCAGUUGAGAGUUGCGAAAUCUGUCAAGAACAAUUUGAACAAUACUGGGAUGAAGAAGAGGAGGAAUGGCAUUUAAAAAAUGCUAUUAGAGUAGAUGGAAAGAUUUAUCAUCCAUCAUGUUACGAGGAUUAUCAAAAUACAUCUUCAUUUGAUUGUACACCAUCUCCCAGCAAGACACCAGUUGAAAACCCUUUGAACAUUAUGUUGAACAUUGUCAAAAAUGAAUUGCAGGAACCCUGUGAAAGUCCCAAAGUUAAGGAAGAACGAAUUGAUACCCCACCAGCUUGUACAGAGGAAAGCAUAGCAACACCCACUGAAAUUAAAACAGAAAGUGAUACAGUCGAGUCAGUUUAAAUAAAAUGAGAAAGGUAUGUUUUUCUUUUUAAAAAAAAGCUGCUGUUGGAUCUAGAAGGUGAAGAAUUUUUUAUGUAUAUAUAGACAUAUAUCUAUAUAAAUUGUCUAGCUGAGGCAGGGCCUUCAGCUAUCAUUUGGUUAAUAAAUACAUUUUAGUAUUUGCAUUUCCUACUGCCUGCACAGUUUCAGGUGCUUGUUGUGUGAAAGUUCUGUAGAUGUGUGCAAAUUUAACAAAAUGAAAUUGUAUGUGUAAAAAUGUACGAUUUUCACUUGUGAAACUGUAAAUUAUAAAUAAAAAAUAUUUUUGCUAUCCAUGGAGUGUAAUAUUUAUGCACACCAUCAAAUAAAGACAGUGUUUCUGUACUUUUUAUUGGGUGAAAAUGGAAUUAAACAGCAACCUCAACAUAAAAGAUUUUUUUUUCUAGUAGCUUCACAUGAUUAAAGAAGCAAAUUCUGGUUAGUUUUAUCCUUCAAAUGAGGGUUGUGAGAGAGCACUGCAGGACUUUUCUCAAAUAGAAAAGCCAGACUUGAAAAAUUUUUUAAACCGAAAUAGGACUUUGCAUAUAUAUCUCUCCAGCUAUAGAGAACCAUCCAGAUGUCCAUUUUUGAAAAUAUCUAAUGAAGCAACUUUUAUUGAACUUGGACACUGAUACCAUCAAGCGAUUAACAAAUAUAUUUAAGUACUAAAGGUGAUUUUUUUUUUAAGUGACAUUUUUCAAAUUUGUCAAACAAUUUAAUGCAGAUGAACAUAUUUCUAUUUUAAGUUACAGGGGAAUCUGUAAGAAUGUUCAUUUGAAACAUGGUUAACCUUUUUCCUUUGUUGGUUUUGACUGAAUUAGAUGGAUACCAUGAGAUGUUAAUAUUCAUACAUGUAAUAAAUAGAAUGAUGAAGAAACUUCAA
Felis catus (domestic cat) is the source of this 6292-nucleotide messenger RNA. It is a transcript of the gene PCF11, whose product is annotated as PCF11 cleavage and polyadenylation factor subunit. NCBI's taxonomy places the organism in Eukaryota, Metazoa, Chordata, Mammalia, Carnivora, Felidae. The coding region runs from base 331 to 5391 and encodes 1686 amino acids. Gene Ontology annotation, cellular component: cytoplasm; mRNA cleavage factor complex. The record is from RefSeq and is a predicted model, not a curated record. Gene Ontology annotation, molecular function: mRNA binding; RNA polymerase II complex binding. Gene Ontology annotation, biological process: termination of RNA polymerase II transcription. The transcript is spliced from 16 exons.